Molecule: messenger RNA, 1089 nt
Organism: Uncinocarpus reesii 1704
Lineage: Eukaryota; Fungi; Ascomycota; Eurotiomycetes; Onygenales; Onygenaceae
Exons: 5
Coding region: 1-1089 (362 amino acids)
Source: RefSeq, a predicted model, not a curated record
AUGGCUAAUUUUGAGCCAAACGCCAUCAUUCGAGGAGCACAGCUCACUCUUGUGGGAGCACAUCGAGCCCUCCAGAACCCGGAGCUGUUUACAUCUGAGCACUACAGACAAGCUGCUCUUGCUGUGGUAGCUGGCAUUGCAAUCCGCAUGAUCGUUUCCAUCCCGAUUAUAAUGAUCAAGUCUAUCAUAUGGAUAGUCUCCUUCAUGGUUGACCUUCAAGCCGCAACAUGGGACGACAAAUUACUCAGUGGGCUUGACUUUAUUGCCAACUAUGUGCUGCAGGUUCCAUUUCUGCUGAUGACGCUGAUGCGAUAUCUCACACCGACCCUGGAUAAAGUUUUUAUGGAAUCCGUCAGGUGGGUAGACUCGACAUAUAUCCAAAAACACAAGUCCGAUAACCCGGAGAAACUACGGGCAAUGUACUAUCCGAAUUUGGUCUUGUAUUCAAAUAAACGUGACCGGCAAGUCGGCGACACAGCUGCCGCACUCCGGUCCUUUUUUACUCGGUAUGGACGGCGAACCGCCUUAUCCCUCGCCGUUUAUUUGCUUUCCCUGUUGCCGGUAGUUGGGCGGUUCGUGCUUCCCGCAGCCAGUUUCUACACUUUUAACAAAGCUGUGGGACCCGUGCCAGCAACUUUUAUCUUUGGAUCUGCGCUCGUCUUUCCCAGACGAUACCUUGUUGUGUUUCUGCAAAGCUACUUUGCAUCACGCAGCUUGAUGAGAGAACUGCUGGAACCAUACUUCGCUCGCAUUAGGUUUACCAAACAACAGCGAAGAAAGUGGUUUUUAGACCGUGAGGGCGUGCUGUUCGGAUUUGCGUUUGGGUUCUACGUACUGAUCAAGAUCCCAUUGGUUGGCGUCCUCCUUUAUGGAGUGGCGGAGGCGUCAACGGCGUAUCUGAUUACCAAAAUCACAGACCCGCCUCCACCGCCAGCAGACGCUGGGAAGUUCAAGGAGAGCCAAAUUCGGUGGACUAACAAGCACAUGUUUCUGAAACUACCGAUCGGAUCCUUGGAUCAAUAUAACAUCCCAGAUGAUGACGAACCUGAGCAUUCGAAGGGGGAAUUGCCACAAAAGAGGUUCAGCUGA